Nelumbo nucifera (sacred lotus) is the source of this 1704-nucleotide messenger RNA. Its product is annotated as putative protein phosphatase 2C 25. The record is from RefSeq and is a predicted model, not a curated record. Lineage: Eukaryota; Viridiplantae; Streptophyta; Magnoliopsida; Proteales; Nelumbonaceae. Gene Ontology annotation, molecular function: protein serine/threonine phosphatase activity; cation binding. Gene Ontology annotation, biological process: protein dephosphorylation.
UAUCCUAUUAGAUUCUUCUGAAAAAACUGCUUUAAAUACCUUGCUCAGUUACUCUUCACCAAGAAAAGGAAACGAACAGCGAAAAUCAAGGCAAAGCGAAGAGAAGAGAAUUAUUAACCAAUAAAGCAAACCACAACGACUAUGUCCUGUGCCGUUGCAGUGGUAAGCUCUCCUGUCUUCUCGCCAUCCAGGGUUUCAUCCCUCUUCUGCAAAAUCACAGCCUCGUCGCCCGAACCCUUGAGUCUCACCUUAAACCAUCAUGGGUUAUCGUCGUCCUGUUGUGGUUCUCCUUCGUCGUCUUCUCCGCCUUCGCCUUUCAGGAUUCGGCUUCAUAAAUCAUUGAGUGGUUUGAGGUCGUGCAAGGAAGGCCGUGUUGGUGUUGAUUCGACUUCUUCUUCUUCUUCUUCUCCUCCUCCUCCUUCUUCGUCUUCGUCCUCUAUUUUUAAACGAAAGAGACCGGCCAAGCUCGAUAUUCCAGUUACUUCUUUGAGCUUCGCUGCGGCGACGGAUGGGAGGAAGGAGGUUGAGGUUGAGGGAGAUGGAUUCUCUGUUUAUUGCAAGAAAGGGAGGAGGGAGGCCAUGGAGGACCGAUAUUCUGCUGUCGUCAAUCUUCAAGGAGAUUCCAAACAGGCAUUCUUUGGUGUUUUUGAUGGGCAUGGAGGUACAAAAGCUGCUGCAUAUGCAUCAGAGAAUAUUGAUAAGAACAUUAUGGACGAGUUGAUGAGAAGAGGAGAAGAUGAAAUUGAAGAUGCAGUUAAAUAUGGGUACCUGACCACAGACUCAGAUUUUCUCAAAGAGGACGCUUAUGGUGGAGCUUGUUGUGUAACAGCGGUGAUCAGGAAAGGUGAUCUAGUAGUGUCUAAUGCGGGAGAUUGUCGUGCUGUUAUUAGCAGAGAAGGAAUUGCUGAAGCCCUCACAUCUGACCACCGACCUUCAAGGGAAGAUGAGAAGGACAGGAUUGAGACCCUGGGUGGUUACGUUGAUUGCUGCCAUGGGGUAUGGAGAUUACAGGGUUCUCUCGCUGUAUCCAGAGCAAUAGGAGAUAGACACCUCAAGAAAUGGGUCAUUGCAGAGCCCGAAACUAAAAUCCUAAAAAUUAGACCUGAAUGCGAGUUCUUAAUCCUAGCCUCUGACGGGCUAUGGGAUAAGGUCAGUAAUCAGGAGGCAGUAGAUUUAAUUCGUCCAUUUUGCAUGGACACCCAAAAGCUGAAACUUUUGUCCGCAUGUAAAAGGCUUGUAGAGUUGUCUGUUAUGAGAGGUUCCACUGACGACGUUAGUGUAAUGGUAGUUCCAUUGGGUCGUUUUAUUUGAUAUAGAUUUGUUUCUAGAGAAGAGCUCCUUCAAAACAAAUAGGCUACGGAGACCUGAUUCUGGCCUGCCAGUGUUUUUACAAAGGAACUUGCUCGUGUAGAAAGCUAAAAAGUUAGGCUUAUUGAAAGGCCAUAGAUGGUGAUUGUUGUGGCAAACUGGCUUUGCUUGAGAUAUAACAGCAUAGCAGCAAAACAAAGAUGGUCUACACUUGUAGCAGAAGACCCCUGACUUAUAUUAUUAAUAGAUAUCUAACUACAAUUUUAUUAUUUGAACCUCCAAUGUGGAGAAUAAAGAAAAGAGCCCAUUCUUGUAAUUAUUUAUCCAUUCCUCUGAUGUAUUUCCUAUAAAUUUUAAUUAGUCUAUAAAUUAAAUUCCUUAUUAUCUUUAUGCAUC